GAUGACGAAUUAGGGCUUUGUGGUGCUAUAUAGCCCUCAAUCUCUCUGCUCAAGCAACAGAGUUUUCUGUAUCUUGUCACUCCCUCUCUGCUCUAUUUUGCUCUCCCUUUCUAGAAGGAAAGAUGGGCAAGGGUCCUGGUCUUUACAGUGACAUCGGCAAGAAAGCCCGAGAUCUUCUCUACAAGGACUACCAGACCGACCACAAGUUCACAAUUACUACCUACUCUCCCACUGGAGUGGCUAUUACUGCAUCAGGAACAAGGAAAGGUGAGUUAUUUCUGGCUGAUAUCAAUACCCAGUUGAAGAACAAGAACAUCACUACCGAUAUCAAAGUGGACUCGUUCUCUAAUCUUUAUACAACUAUCACGGUCGAUGAACCUACUCCGGGGCUGAAAACUAUCUUUAGCAUCAGAGUUCCUGAGCAAAGGUCUGGCAAGCUGGAACUUCAGUCUCUGCAUGACUAUGCGGGGGUAAGCACAAGCAUUGGGUUGACAGCAAACCCGAUUGUCAACUUCUCAGGUGUGGUGGGUACAAGUCUCCUCGCACUUGGGACUGAUCUCUCCUUUGACACCAAGACAGGAGGUUUCACCAAGUGCAAUGUUGGAUUGAGCUUCACGAAUGACGACCUUAUUGCUUCUCUGACUAUGAAUGAAAAGGGUGAAACACUGAAUGCAUCCUACUACCAUUCAGUGAACCCCGCGACCUGUACUGCUGUUGGAGCAGAGGUGACCCAUAACUUUGUAACCAGCGAGAACACCAUCACAAUUGGCACUCAGCAUUCAUUGGAUCCUUUGACAACUGUGAAGGCACGGGUAAACAAUUUUGGCAAGGCAAAUGCUCUGAUCCAGCAUGAGUGGCGGCCAAAGUCCCUUUUCACCAUUUCAGGAGAGAUAGACACUAAGGCGGUCGACAAGACUGCAAAGUUUGGUUUGGCCUUGGCUCUCAAGCCAUAAGUGAGCUAUUCAGCUAACUAUAGUUAGGAGCAAUAAGGUGGUCCUAAAGAGUCGUUAUACAGUUGCCUGUUCAGACUUCUGUUCUUUUGACGGUUUAUUUUGGUGGCUUUCAGAUUGUAAAAAAUAAUUUUACAACUGUUGCACGUCACUUAGAUCUUAUAUUUGUCAUUCAUCUCUUGUUAAACUAAGGUUGAGCACCUGGUUCUGAAGAGGUUUGCCUUGAGGUUUUGUUCCAGUCCAAUGAUGGCUUUUUUUUCAGUAGUAUAUUUCCGAGAGUAAUGUAAUUGAUUGCGGUACUUGCAGAAGGUUUUGCAUGUGUCUUGGUGGCUGCCUUGUUAUGUUUGGUUGGCCCAGCGUUUGAAUUUUUUUCUGACUUGGGUCUUGUUUGUCAUGCGAAUUAGCAUUAGAUCAAUUCAUAUCACCUAGCCAAACAGCCUUUGUACGUGGU
Messenger RNA from Ilex paraguariensis (yerba mate), 1401 nucleotides. The record is from the annotation of a GenBank genome assembly. NCBI's taxonomy places the organism in Eukaryota, Viridiplantae, Streptophyta, Magnoliopsida, Aquifoliales, Aquifoliaceae.